AAGAACGUCUUGACGUAAAAUCUGAAUCUGACAGAAAAACUCACAACAGUUUACUCAGGCCGGGUAAUAGUCAUAGUUAGUCAUAAUCAUCAAGACAACCUGGAAGAGACGGAUGUAUCUAAGAAUAUUACACAGCAUGGACUUUAUCUAAAUAUCGUUACAGCAAGAUGUGAAAUGACCCAGGAGAAAAUACCGACUGAGACCAACGACAUCAUGUUGGUCCGAAACAUGAGAGAUGGGACCCCUCACACCACCGGCCGUGCCAAGGUGUCCCAUGCAGUUGUGGUCAUCUUUCUAGAGUUCUUUGCUUGGGGGCUGCUUACAACACCAAUGCUGACUGUUCUUCAUGAAACGUUCCCACAGCACACAUUUCUCAUGAAUGGUCUGAUUCAAGGUGUUAAGGGGUUGCUGUCUUUCCUGAGUGCCCCUCUGAUAGGUGCCUUAUCAGAUGUUUGGGGCAGGAAGUCCUUCCUGCUGGUUACAGUGUUCUUCACCUGUGCCCCAAUCCCCCUAAUGAGGAUAAGCCCAUGGUGGUAUUUUGCCAUGAUAUCAGUCUCGGGCGUCUUCGCUGUGACUUUCUCUGUAAUAUUUGCAUAUGUUGCAGACAUCACUGAAGAACAUGAAAGAAGCACAGCAUAUGGACUGGUGUCAGCAACGUUUGCCGCCAGUUUGGUCACGAGUCCCGCCAUCGGUGCCUACCUUUCUGCAAAUUACGGCGACAGUUUGGUGGUGCUAGUGGCCACUAUCAUCGCAGUGGUGGAUAUCGCCUUUGUCCUUUUGGUCGUGCCAGAAUCUCUCCCAGACAAAAUGAGACUGACGUCCUGGGGGUCGCCUAUCUCUUGGGAGCAAGCUGACCCCUUUGCUUCUCUUAGGCGAGUGGGAAAGGACCCGACAGUGCUGCUUAUAUGUGUCACAGUGUUCCUGUCCUACUUGCCAGAGGCAGGCCAAUACUCCAGUUUCUUCCUCUACCUGCGACAGGUUAUUGAAUUCUCACCUGCAGCAAUUGCUGCUUUUAUAGCAAUGGUCGGGAUCCUCUCUAUUAUCGCUCAGACAUUGCUCUUAACCUAUUUUAUGAGAACUAUCGGGAAUAAAAACACAGUGUUGCUUGGACUGGGGUUUCAGCUGUUCCAGCUAGCCUGGUAUGGCUUUGGAUCAGAACCAUGGAUGAUGUGGGCUGCGGGUACAGUCGCAGCCAUGUCCAGUAUCACCUUCCCUGCAGUCAGUGCUUUGGUGUCCCGGAUAGCAGCCUCUGAUCAGCAAGGAUGUGUCCAGGGAAUGAUUACGGGUAUCAGAGGCCUAUGCAAUGGGCUGGGUCCAGCUCUGUACGGCUUCAUAUUCUUCCUGUUCAACGUGGAGCUGAACGAGCUUGACCCUAUGACAGGAAGAAACAAAAGCACACCUCAGGAACCCAGCGAGAAACCGACCAUUCCCGGUCCGCCCUUCCUGUUCGGAGCCUGUUUAGUGGUGCUGGCUCUCCUUGUGGCCAUCUUCAUCCCUGACCACAGAARUAUGGCAGUGAAGACCUACACGAACACGCGCAAAAUCAGCACCAGCAACAACCUCCAGAGUUUAAACCCCCUGCCUGCCAGUGAAGAGGACAUAGAGCCUCUCCUGCAGGACAGCAGCAUGUGAUUGUCUGAAAGGGACUCCAACAUGAGCCCCCCUAAUGGUCCCCAAACUACAACCUCAACCAGCAGCAGCUGACAUGGAGCCAUUCAGGGUAUAUCCUUCAACCACAUUGAACACACAGUUCUGUUUCUACGAUUAGGGAACGGUCUUUUGUCCAGCGAGAUGGUUUUAUCGUUUACUGUGAUUUUACAUUGCGACAAGGACAGAAACAAUGCUGAGUUGAAGAGAUGACCGUAAGCUCUGCUGGUUUCUCAUGCUUAAAGAACCCCCCUCCUAUUAAUGGGUUUAAAAGGCCAAUCAAUGCCCACUCCAGCUUUAUGUUAAUAAAAUAUUGACCUGUAUCUCAUCAAAGUUACUGUGCAAUCUAGAUUGUAAAAGGAUUGGUGUAUAGUUAGGUAAAUACACUACAUGACAAAGUAUGUGGACAUCUGCUCUUASACCAUCUCAUUCCAAAAUCAUGGGCAUUAAUAUG
Messenger RNA from Salvelinus sp. IW2-2015, 2101 nucleotides. It is a transcript of the gene mfsd14bb, whose product is annotated as major facilitator superfamily domain containing 14Bb. The record is from RefSeq and is a predicted model, not a curated record. Gene Ontology annotation, cellular component: membrane. Gene Ontology annotation, molecular function: transmembrane transporter activity. NCBI's taxonomy places the organism in Eukaryota, Metazoa, Chordata, Actinopteri, Salmoniformes, Salmonidae. Gene Ontology annotation, biological process: transmembrane transport.